This is a messenger RNA of Dentiscutata heterogama, 843 nucleotides long. Lineage: Eukaryota; Fungi; Glomeromycota; Glomeromycetes; Diversisporales; Gigasporaceae. The record is from the annotation of a GenBank genome assembly.
AUGAGACAUAGAUGUACUAUAUUUGUUAAUGGUAGAUUCGUUGGUGGUCAUACAACUUAUUCAAGACAACUUUUCUUUCCUGGAUCAAAGUUUGGUCCUGAAUUAUUUAAAUAUUUAGGAGGUGAAAAAUACGAUAUAACUCAAUUUCUUCAUCCAAAUGGUGAUGAAGAAAAAAAUUCGUUAGUAAUUUUAGUAGAAAAUUGGGGAAUAAGUCGACAAUCUGUAAUAUUUAACGAUGUAAGAAAUCCUAGAGGAAUAAUUUCUGCAAAUAUUGAUGGAUUAAUUAAAGAAACUAAAUUAAAUUGGAGUAUUUGUGGGGUUGAUUUACGUAAAUUAGAUAAUCCUUUUAAUACUAGUGGAAUACCUGAUGAACAUAAAAAUUUUGAUUGGAAAGAAAAUGAAAAAGGAAUUAUUGGUUAUGGUGUUAUACCUAACGAUGGAAUAAAAUGGUGGAGUUUUAGAUUUUCUCAUCCUAUGGAAAGUAAAUUUAAAGAUAUAUUAAAUGCUCCUUUAAGAUUAGUACUUUAUGGUUCGUUUACUUCUUAUAUAUUUUUAAAUGGUACAUUAAUUGGAAGGUAUUACGGGAAUGGUGAUUGUGCUCAACAUGAUUAUUAUUUAAUGGAUGGAUUAUUAAAAUUCGGAGAUGAAGAAAAUCAAAUUACUAUGAUGGUAUAUUCAUGGGAAACUGUUAAUCCCGAAGAAAUUAUUGUUGAAGUUAGAGGAUGGGAAAUUGAUGAUGUUAAAAAAACUGGAAAUAUAAUUAAACCUAAAAAAGGCGUAGACGAAGAUAUUGACGAAGUUAAACCUUGGAUUGUUAGAAAAGAACAUAUUCCUUUAACAUGA